Molecule: messenger RNA, 2568 nt
Organism: Dimorphilus gyrociliatus
Lineage: Eukaryota; Metazoa; Annelida; Polychaeta; Dinophilidae
Source: the annotation of a GenBank genome assembly
AGGCAGAAAGUUUACAGCCGCCCUUUAAGAAUGAAGAGCCAUAUUCUCUUGAUUAUAGCGUUAUGUAUACUGGAAAGUAGUAAGAAUGUAAUUUGUGGUAAAAUUCCUGAUGGAACUGACUCUGUUCAUGGAGAAUGGAGUCAAUGGACCAACUGGAAUAAAUGCUCUGCUCCUUGCGGUAACGGCGUUGAAGGAAGGGUACGAAAUUGCAGCAGUCCACCUCAAGCGAAUGGGGGAAAGGAUUGCGUGGGAAAGUCUCUGGAAGAAAGACCCUGCAAUAAUGGACCUUGCGCAGAGCCAGCCUUUAUGGUUUCGCUAAAAAGUACAAUGAACGUUUAUCCAGGAGUAAUGAAUUGGACAUCGGUUGAUUUGAAUGUAAACGAAAUGUUCGACCCCAAAACAAAUCGAGUUUCCAUUAAGAAACCAGGAUUGUAUUUCUUCUCUAUGAUAACAACCAGUCCUGCAAAAAAGUCAAUUGACGUAAUGCUAGAAAAUACAGGUAAAAACGUUGGACUAUAUCGGCGAGGUGAUUUGAGAUCGGAAGGAGCGGAAACGUUAUCGAGAUCUGGACUUUUCGUUCUGAGCCAACUAUAUAAGCCGGUAAUGAAACAAAUGACUUCAUCGAUGCUGUACAGUUCGGAGAAUGGAAGAGAAACGUCUUGGCUUGGUUUCCACUAUGUAUCGGAUGAAUAUCUAUUUUGCGGAAGUCACAGAAAUCUACAGUACGGAACAGUCCAAUGGCCCUUUGUUUCAGCAAUGAAAGGAUUUCAAGAAAAUAGUGUAUUGUCACAAUUUAAAGCGUCAAAAAGUGGCUUAUAUUUCUUGAAUGCGGGAAUGAGACUGGGCUAUACCACCGCAAACACUCAAUACAAGGCGGGUAUAUCAAUCAAUGUGGAUAGAAAUUACAACGUUUUUCAAACACCACUCGAGUUGAAAGGAGCAAUUACAUCACGUGGUUUAAGCGAUACGUUUUCCAGAAGUGUUCUCACUCGAUUGACAGCUGGCGAUGUAUUGAGAGCAGAAGCGCAUAGACCUUUUAGUACUAUCAGUCCAAUCCUAUCAGGACGACGAAUAGAAAGUUAUAUGGCUGCAUUUAGAUUGAAUGAAAAUCUACCAUACUUUCAAGCAGUAUCAACGGACAGCACAUGUAGAGAGUUUAGGCGUAUCAAUUUGAAAUCGGCUAUCUACGAUUCACAGAGAUCAUGGAAUUCGAAAUUACACGAGUACAACAUCAAAAAGCAGGGAAUCUAUUACAUUGAAUUUACACUAUCGAAAUAUCGUACUUCUAAGGUAGAUGUAAGAAUGUUCUUGAACAAACAAAUGGUUGCAGUUUCAGCCAAACAAAGUAUGAUUGACGAAAACAAACAUUUCACAAGAUCUACUCUAUUGAAUUUGAAAGUGAAUGAUAAAAUUCAUUGGGAAAAUUAUGGCUGCGUUGACAGCGAUGCUUCCGUUACAAUCAUCUGUACAAGUGCAGUAUCUCAAAAUUAGUCCAUACUUGACAUUUUCCUCUUUGUUGAUUUCCAAUACAAAAACAAUGAUGAUGACAAUAGAAGAUUAAGUGUUUCUAUAUAGAUUUUGUGACUACUAAUAAUAGAAUAGCUAUAUUGAAGAGUUGACAAAGUGCAAUAGUCACAUUUCAAUAUUGAAAUUAUAGUUUUUAUUGAAAGGAAGAGAGAGAGAGAGAGAGAAUAAUUAUGAAAUCACUGAAAGCUAAAUAGCUUAUGCCAUUUCUGCCUUCUUCUUUCUUCCUCUCUCUACUUUCAACUUAUCAAAAAAAAUAUGUAUCUAUCUUUUUGAGUAGAUAUAAAGUUGAAAUUAUCAACAAUUAUCUUUCUAAAACUACUCCACAAGUCAGUGACCUACCUUGUUGGUCAUGUGACGAACAGCAAGUUAACCUUAAGCUCUUUUUUAGCUAGCAUUCGUAGGCGUUCUCUCACAGUUCUUAUCAGUGAUUCGACCUUUUUGAAAAAUGGUAUAGUAAUGUUGGGACUGAGUCUCAGUGUCUUCCAAAUAACCACCAAUGAAGGGCAAAAACUGUUGCUAGGAAACGGGAGGUUACGCAAUUAAAAGAGAAAAAGUUGGGAGCAAAGGGUGGUGAGUGAAAAGUACAUAAUGCUAUGAAUGAUAAGAUCAACUAAUCAGCUGAAGUAACAGCAAAGUCCUAUCUGCUAGAGUAACAGAAUUAGAUCUUGAAGAUGAAAAUAUGAGUAGGUGUCUUGAGAAGUUACUUCAAAAGUGUCAUCAAAUUGAUAGUAUCUGCUUAAAGGAUAGUUCUAAUAUGGGAGAGAUGGUUUAAUAGAAAUUCUUAAAGGACUUGAAAAAUUAUAUCAAACUUUACAAGUUCUAGAUUUGGAGAAUUGUUCACUGAGCGAUAAUAUCAAUAAUCACUUAAUAAAUUAUUAGAUAAAUGCUGAAAAAUGGAGAAAAUAUUUCUAGGUGGAAAUCAAAAUAUCCAACUUGUUCAAGUAUUCAAAUUGCUUGAAAAAUCUAAAGAAUAUUUAAAAACACUUGGAUUUGACAAUUGUAAAAUGAAUAAAUGUACACAAUGCUCACUUUCCAUGAAAA